This is a messenger RNA of Somion occarium, 2235 nucleotides long. The record is from the annotation of a GenBank genome assembly. Lineage: Eukaryota; Fungi; Basidiomycota; Agaricomycetes; Polyporales; Cerrenaceae.
AUGCUCCCCAAUAAGGAAAUAUCUCGGAAUGGCAGGUGCUGUAAGCAGUGCAUCAUUCGCCCAACAGUGGGCGCUAAUACACACCGCUACAAGCAACCAAGCAACACCCCCUCUGUCGUCUCUGAUAUCUAUCCUACUAUCUAUUCACAUCUACUACUGUUCCAUGUCUGUCCGCUAUGCUCCCCUCCCUAAUCCACGUACAGACCCAGAUGCAGACAACGAGUUGGAGGCCGCCUUUGACGAUUCAGAUGAUGAAGAAGACCAGCAUUCCGUGAAGAAUUCUCGCAACGGCUACCACUCGCUUCCGAACGAAGAAUACACUUCUGGCGAUCUAUAUUCUCAACAGCAGCAAGAUCGACACCAUCAGCCUGGGACGUACGAUUUCGAAAACGUCGACUACGAUUAUACGCGGCCUCCUCCUGGGUCACCGCCUGGCCCCUCUGCUCGUGCGCUUCCAAACGAGUUUGGUAACUCAAACGGACUGGUGCCCGCUCUUGAGCCUUCCAGUACUGAUGCGGCCGCACAGCGGGGCUGGUUUAGACGAACAGCGGAGGCUGUCUUGCCAAGUCAUUAUGUCCAACGGUUAGGCUUGGCACCCCAAGUCCCUUCUGGAGUAGUGGGCGGGGGAACAUCCAAUGAUGGUGUCUUUGCGAAUGUUACUGCGAAACCUACUAGACCUGUUCGAGUGCAAGAUGGUGACAGCACCUACCUUGUUCCCGAAGAAACCCAGAAAGACGCUCCGCCUUCAUACGCAGUAGCUCAGGCCGACUCCGCACCUCCAUACUGGGAGACCACCAUCCAUGCUCCUUCAUCAUCCAACACUCCCGGCGAUAUGAUCAUCGAUAACCUUCCCACAGGUUCCCUCUUUUCAUUCCUUUGGAACAUGCUCGUAUCCAUAUCCUUCCAAUUCGUCGGUUUCCUACUCACUUACCUCCUACACACUACACAUGCGGCAAAGCUCGGUUCUAGAGCUGGCUUGGGUAUUACGCUUAUUCAGUAUGGAUUUGCGAUGCGGAGUCGGAGUGAUGAGUGGUUAGAGAAUGGUGCUGAUGGUCAAAAUAUGGAUUCUUGGGGCGUCCCUGCAACGGAUCCCAAACCUACGUUUGAAACUGCUGCUGAUGCGGAAGAGUGGUAUAAGAAUUUCAAUGCCACUGCUGCUGCGUUACAGACACCGACGCCACCUGACAACUCUGGGUGGUUCCUUGGCGAUGCGGCUGCCGAGUGGUUGUCUUUUUUCUUGAUGACAGUUGGCUGGUUCCUCCUGCUAACUUCAAUACUUGGGUUCUGGCGAGUCAAACGAUGGGAACGCAGUAUUCUCUCUACACAACAAUCUGAUUCUUCCUCCUCUUCGUCCCCUUCAUCCUCUGAUGCCAUCCACGUCAACCCCCUGGCUAUGCGUCUCGAACAAACUUUCGGUCUUCGUGGUCUCGCAAGCGGCGCCAUGCUUCGCCAAGGUCUCGGGAUUGGAGGUGGAUAUCCUGGGGCUUCAGCGACUGCGGGGAAUAAUUCACAAACUCUUUUCGAUGCGUCGUUUGAAACUGGUGAGGAGGCUGAUGAUCAUCCACCAGAAUUGAGGGGAGAGUACGUGAUUCCUAUAGAAAACACAGAUGACCCUGAAGCGGCUGAGCGACUGGUCAGAGCUUACCAGGAUGAGGCGAGGUUGACGAAUGAUCUUAGAGCUGCUGGGCUUUUGUGAUCAUUCUUGUUGGGUCAUUAGCCUUGAGAUCAGAAGUAGUCUUGUGAUGGUUCUGUUCUUUCUUUCUGCGUGUAUUAUGAUUAAUUGGUUGUCUUCGGUUCUUGUGGACGGUGGACGGUAUACACUCUUGUUUGCUUUCGGUUUUUUCACUAUAUACAUAUUAUACACACACAUACAUACCAACUCGGUCGUCGACGAUCGUCAUUCAUUCCCAUGCGCGGACGACUGUCCUUUCAUUCUUCCAUCAGUAUUGUCUAUCUAUUUCUUUUGUGUACUGCUACCGUCAUUCUUUCUCUUUACGCAAGCACUGGUUUUUGACAGGUCAUAAUGUACAACGUUCGUUCAUCCUCAACAAUACGGUUGAAGGCGAGCCGCCGCCAUACACAGUAAGUUGUCGCAUUGUACAAUCAUGGCUAUACACAAUAAAUCCUCUACCCCUUUUGAGCGUACAAUUUAGCGCACCAAUCAGCUCCCACCUACGCACAUAGACACAUAGCCUACACAUAGUAACAUAAACGCUCUAAUCAGCGUUGCUCCAC